GGAGUGGGCAGGCUGCCUGGGCUCCCUUCCUGCAGUGUCCUCUCAGCAGCUGGUGCUGGGCUCCUGGGGGCAGGGACCAGGCUGCCCCUUACUCCAGCAACCUUCUCUUUCCUUGGGUGCCCUUGGCCCUGCAGAUUGUCUUGGGCUAACUCUGGCCUUUGUUGGUUUCUGGUUCCAUCUGAGGAGAGGCUCUGCUUGACCAAGAAAGAGUACUUUGAAGGAGGUAGGAUGCAGAAGCUGUGUCUGUUGUGCUGGGCGGUCCUCCUGGGCCUGGGACAGGCCUGUCCUGAGCCCUGCGACUGUAGGGAGAAGUAUGGCUUCCAGAUCGCCGACUGUGCCUACCGAGACCUGGAGGCUGUGCCGCCUGGCUUCCCAGCCAAUGUGACCACAUUGAGCCUGUCAGCCAACCGGCUGCCCAGCUUGCCAGAGGGUGCCUUCUGGGAGGUGCCCCUGCUGCAGUCGCUGUGGCUGGCACACAACGAGAUCCGCACAGUGGCUGCUGGCGCUUUGGCCUCUCUGGGCCAUCUAAAGAGCCUGGACCUCAGCCACAACCUUAUUUCUGACUUUGCCUGGAGCAACCUGCACAAACUCAGUGCCCUCCAGUUGCUCAAGAUGGAUAGCAAUGAGCUGACCUUCAUCCCCCAAGAUGCCUUCCGCAGCCUCCCUGCCCUGCGCUCACUGCAGCUCAACCACAACCGCUUGCACACACUGGCCGAGGGUACCUUUGCACCACUCACAGCGCUGUCCCACCUGCAGAUCAAUAACAACCCUUUCGAGUGUACCUGUGGCAUCAUGUGGUUCAAGACGUGGGCCCUGACCACAGCUGUAUCCAUACCAGAGCAGGACAACAUCACCUGCACUUCGCCCCAUGUGCUAAAGGGCACACCGCUGAACCGCCUGCUCUCAUUGCCUUGCUCGGCACCCUUGGUGCAACUCACCUACCAGCCCAGCCAGGAUGGUGCCGAGCUGCGGCCUGGCUUCGUGCUGGCACUCCACUGUCACGUGGAGGGGCAGCCGGUCCCCCAGCUUCACUGGCACAUCCAGACGCCUGGUGGCACGGUGGAGAUCACCAGCCCCAACGUGGGUGCUGAUGGGCAUGCCCUGGCAGCCGGCAGCCAGCCACGCUUCCAGGCCUUUGCCAAUGGCAGCUUGCUCAUCCCUGACUUUGGCAAGCUGGAGGAAGGCACCUACAGCUGCCUGGCCACCAAUGAGCUGGGCAGUGCGGAGAGCUCGGUGAACGUGGCACUGGCUACACCAGGCAAGGGUGGCGAGGAUGUGCUGGGGAGCAGGUUCCAUGGCAAAGCUGCCGAGGGUAAGGGCUGCUAUGUGGUUGACAAUGAGGUACAGCCGUCAGGUCCUGAGGACAACGUGGUCAUCAUCUACCUCAGCCGCACUGGGGGCCCAGAGGCUGCAGCAGCGGGGGAGGGGGUCUCUGGGCAGCAGCCCCCAGGCCUGCUCCUGCUGGGCCAGAGCCUCCUCUUCCUCUUCUUCACUUUCUUCUAGCCUUGCCCCCACCCAGCUGAGCUGGAGCAGCCCCAAGGCCUCCCUGACUCCUCCCCUUGGAGAGGUCUGGUGUUGACACUUCCCAAGGCCUGCAUGGGGGACAUUACAUCUUCUUACUUCCCCUUCUCAUCUCUUCUGGAACACUCACCACAUCAACUUCUAGACUUGCUCAAAGCUAGUGACUAGGACAGAAUUUGAUCCCAUAACACACAGUCUUCAGUGUUCCUUGCUGCUAAACACAUGGCCCGUGCUCUCCUAGGGGUGCAGCAUGCUAAUAGAGUACUGCCCUAACCAACCGGGCAAAGCCUUAUGGAUGGAAUUCCAGGCAUUGGGACGGACCAGCUGGCAAAGCUGAGGGCUUAGAGCUUGGCAGGGAGGUAGCCUGAAGCAGACAGGGCACAAGAGAAAGGAAUGGGAUAUAGGGUGAGUGGCUGGUGUGGUUCUGAGAUUUUCAGUGACCUGCAUGAGCUUCUGCUGCCCUGUGGCAUUCUCUGAUGAUGUAGGGGCUCCGGAGCCUCUGUCCUCAUCUCUGACAGGACCAGAGGAUCCGGGAUGGCCUUCCUUUUGUCACCCUUCCUCCUUUAGCCUCUGCCUCUCCCUCCUGGACUCCUGCCCUGCCUUUCUCUCCAUGUAUGCGUCUGUAGCAUACCCCUUCAAAGACGCCAGCCAGCCUGGGGACAGCAGAAAAAUAAAUAGCAUUUCUGAUGCU
Molecule: messenger RNA, 2212 nt
Organism: Miniopterus natalensis
Lineage: Eukaryota; Metazoa; Chordata; Mammalia; Chiroptera; Miniopteridae
Gene: ISLR
Product: immunoglobulin superfamily containing leucine rich repeat
Molecular function (GO): protein binding
Source: RefSeq, a predicted model, not a curated record